Messenger RNA from Orbicella faveolata, 3567 nucleotides. Its product is annotated as EGF-like repeat and discoidin I-like domain-containing protein 3. Lineage: Eukaryota; Metazoa; Cnidaria; Anthozoa; Scleractinia; Merulinidae. Gene Ontology annotation, molecular function: calcium ion binding. The record is from RefSeq and is a predicted model, not a curated record.
CAAAGAGGACCUCUGAAAUAAAUUACAAAAUUGAAUUCAAAUGUAAUUUUCUGAUUGACGUGUGGAUCAAUUCGCUAUUUCGGAGUCUUUCGGCCUUUUGAGUUACCCUUAAAAAACAGUGGUGCAUAAUAUUUAUUCACUGCGAAGAACAUGUUUCGCAUUGACACGAUAUUUCUGUUCAACAGGAAUGUUUAAUUUUCUAUUUAUAGUUAUUCUGUUCCGUUUUCCGUGUAGUACAGGCAAAAAUCAACGUUUGAUCCAAGGUGGUCAUGGUUCAAAGCGAUCUAGUUUUCAACACGGAGUGUCGUACGCAAAUUUUGUAGUUCACAAGUUUCAGCAUCUUCAAGGACCCCUCUUAGUCUCUUCUUGUGGAGUAAAUCGGGUUACAGAGUGCGCUUUCGCCUGUGUUGAUAAUCCGCCCUGUGUUUCGUUCAACGUUGCUUCGUCGCCAAACGAAAGUGGAAAGCUUCGCUGCGAGCUGCUAAGGGAAGACAAGUUUAGAAGUCCUGACAAACUGAUCGUUUCGCAACAGUUUCACCAUUACAGCAUAAAGACACCUUGUUCAAAGAAUCCCUGCAAAAAUGGCGGCAGCUGCAUUCCAAAUUACGAAGAUCACUAUCACUGUGUUUGCCCACCGGGCUACACAGGUUUUCAUUGCAAGAGAGAGUGUCUGGCUCCUUUGGGAAUGGAAAACUUUAAAAUAACACCGACACAGAUAACAGCGUCGUCUCAGUAUAACAGAAGUCAUGCCCCAAACCACGGAAGACUACACUACAAGGGUAAUACCGGUGCAUGGGCAGCGACAGUGAAUGAUAUGAAUCAGUGGAUUCAAAUCGAUUUUGGAAUUGAGACAAAUGUCACUUAUGUGGCAACUCAAGGAAGAUAUAAUAGCGAGCAAUGGGUUAUCAGGUACAAGUUACAGUACAGCAACAGCAACGAUGGAAAUUCAUUUCAGGUUUUAAAACAGCGAGGAGACAACACAGACAAGUUGAGAAUAUUUCCUUUACAAUACGAAAACAAAUCAAUAAACUGUUACGGGUGAUCAGCUUAUUUCAGACAAAACAGAUAUACUAACAGCGUCUUGAAACAUAACAAAACAUAUAUCUUGGUUGAAUAAUAAGCAGCCAUCGCUAGCACUCUUCACACUAGAAUUUCUCACACCUGGAAUUGCCAAAAGUAAACUAACAAUAUAUGUAAACACACAAUUAACUCAUUUUACAAUACACUGCUUAAAACACUUUCACAACUACAUUACACUACCAACAAUUCCAUCCAUUGCGCCACUUGGAACGUCCCGACAAUAUAUCAUUUACAUACCUGGAACAUAAUUAAUGAUCUAUGAAUUGCUAUGUUGCAAUUUUCCUGUUCGACUAAAUUCAUCGUAUCUAUUUUAUCUCUAUUGUCUCUUGCGACAUCCACGUGUGAAGAAUAGAGCCAAUCAGAAAGCUGGAAAGCCAUUGCAUAUUGGGCAGUAUCCGAAGCACAUGGUUAUGUAAGUUAAAAAGAUUUGUUAGGUUCGAAAGGGUUUGACAAUCUUCGCAAAUCAAGAACGUUCCCAGAGGACAGAAUCUCAACAACAACCAAGCAUUUUAUUUUGCCAAAUUUUAAUACAAAAAGACAACAGCAUAAAAACAAAUCGCUUUUGCCCGAUUCUCUAAAGUCGAAAUAUGAGCCGACAACUUCUCCUGAGUCGAAAGCAUUACAUAAGUAAUAUGUAUAUAUACGUUUGUUUAUUCGUGUUUCUGCAGGUGUUUGUUGGAAACAAUGAUUCUGACACCGUGACAAAACAUCACUUAGCUCCACCAAUCAAAGCACGAUACAUCAGACUGACACCCACAGCAUGGAACGGCCACAUCUCCAUGAGGAUGGAGCGCUACGGUUGUCUUGGUAACUAUUCCUUAAAUCCAACCCAUAAACUCAACAAUGACUAAUUUUUACGUAGUUUAAGGCCACAGUUAGGUUUUAACGUCCUUAGCAUUUUAAAGCAGAAUUGGUGCUUCUGACGGGUCACGUGACAUGUCGUAUGACGUUUAGCGUAAAAUAGCCUUUAUUUGAGGAAUUGCCGGUUUUCAUGUGACGUCAUCAUUUUCCAAACUUAGAAAUAACCAAUCCUUUUGAAGUUUUAGUUUCGUCAUAUAGAAGACCUACCAAGAACCUGACGUUUUACAACGUGUAAGCUCGACGGGGUUCUUUAUUUUGUUACAGAGGGCGUUUUUGCGUUGCGUGACAUUAAAAUGGCGGCCCAAGAGGGCUUCCGCGUAUGUCAAAAGAGGAGUUAUCGUUCACGUUUCUGCUAACUGAACAGUCCUUGUACUAGAAGAAUUAUUGCUUUCAAUGUGUGGGAACUCCAGACGGAGUUACAAGUUUUCGUUUCAAUGGUGAAACUUAAUGACAGAUGUUUCUGUUACUUUACGGCCGCUAUGUUGGUGCUUCUCGGAAGGACAUCAACAUGGCGACUCCAAACAAAGCUCUAUAAAUUUGAGUGAAACACUUUUCCGAAUAAGGUGCGAAUAAAAAGCCACACACACCUAAAUCUUGGCGAGGUUGUUUAUAUAUCAAUCACCUAUCUUAUCCCAGAUUCUUGACAAAAUUUCUCGAAUGAUUCCGAUUUAUAUUUUUGAUUGCGUGACAGUGGAAAGCGGCAAUUGGUGGCGGCUUUUAGUAAUAUCAUUCAGCAAAAACGCGUUUUAGAUGCAGGUCAAUUAUUUCUAUCCUCUCGCGUUUGGAAUGACCGUCCCUCUUUAAGUAGAAAAACCUUAUAGGGUCAAAGGUAAUUUUUUUUAAACAAAAUUUGACGUGAAGGCAAGGCAGGACGCCGGCUUUUAUAAUCAGAGAAAACUUCAGCAUGGUGAAACAAAUGUAACAAGAGAUAUAGCUGCAUAACCAUAGUUCAACUUUACAUUCCUGACCCAGGCCUUAAACUGCUUGAAUCAUUUGAACUUUCACCCCGGGAGAAAGAGCUUUAGGAGCCUCGAAAGAGAUUAUGACUGCAGUGCGUGCGAGACGUGGGAGACUAGUCACGAGGGAGCAAAACAAAACCAACCUAUGUAACGUCUAUGAAAAUGUUGAAAAAAAACUAGUAAAUCGGAAAGUUUUUUCAAAAUUUUGCUCAUGACCCUUCGCGAUAUUUUUCUUAUUUGAACGCAUCUCACUAUAAACAGUCUUUACGCACAGAUCAACGAAGUUCUCGUGACGAUUUCCCAAAGCCUAUCCGUAAUUAAAACCACAAAUUUUUAAUAUCUUUUUCAUUUUACACUUAAUGUUAACUGCAAGAAUUCCUUUUUAGCCUCCUCAGUACGUAAAGGGUGACUUUGCUGCAUCUUUAAUCCCUAUUUUGUGAACUGCAGAUCUAGAUAAUUCUGUGAACACCUGUCGAGUGCAGUUGCAUGGCUACAAAGAUUUUCUAGUGUUAUAGUGCGGGGCAGGGAUAGCGCAGUGGUGAGAGCGCUCGCCUCUCACCAACGCCGGCAGCCCGGGUUCGAUGCCGAUGUGGUGCUACGUUUGAGUUGAGAAUAUCGUUGGUUCUCGCCUUGCUCCGAGGGAUUUUCCGCGGCCUUCGGUUUUCCU